Messenger RNA from Aspergillus melleus, 993 nucleotides. Its product is annotated as alpha/beta fold hydrolase. The record is from RefSeq and is a predicted model, not a curated record. The transcript has a single exon. Bases 1 to 993 code for a protein of 330 amino acids. Lineage: Eukaryota; Fungi; Ascomycota; Eurotiomycetes; Eurotiales; Aspergillaceae.
AUGUCCAACAGUCCACUCGUGCUCCCUCGUCCGGGAGCUUCUACAAGUUCUACAACCCCAAUCCCAGCCCCAUCCGAAUCCGCCUUCGUGGCCACCUUCGGCGCCCUCCUCCCCGCAGCCCAGUACCUCCAGACCCCCCACGGCCGCGCCGCAUAUUACUCCCUCCCGCCAUCAUCAACAUCAUCCACAUCCUCCUCCUCCACAAUCACCCGCGUGCUAUUCAUCCACGGCGUCCAAACCCCUGCCAUCGGCCUCCAGCCUCUCGCGCGCGCCCUAUCCUCACGCUUUCCGCACGCACACUGCGUCCUGCUCGAUCUCUGGGGCCACGGGCUCUCCGAGACGCCCGUGCUCCCACACGAGCCGGCGCUCUUUCAUGCACUGAUCCUCGCCCUCCUGACGCAUCUGGACUGGCCCAGCGCGCAUCUCAUCGGGUACUCGUUCGGCGGAUCCACGGUGGCUAGCUUUGCGGCAACGUACCCUGCGCUGGUAUCUUCUAUGGUGCUAAUUGCGCCGGCGGGGUUGUUAAGUGCGGCGAACUUCACUGACGAGCAGAGGGGGUAUCUAGCUGGUGGGGAUGCCGUGCUUGAAGAUAAGGCGCGCGCGUGGAUUCUCGAGUUCCUGGAGGGUGGAGACCUGGUUGUUCCAUCGGACUGGAAGGAGAGGGUGAGUAGGGGGGAGGUUGUUGCUGAGGCGGUGCGCGCGUGGCAGAUGAAGGAGCAUCGGGGGCAUGAGGCGAGUGUGGUGGGUGUGUUUAGGGAUGGAGGCGUGUUGGAUAGACAUGCGGAGUUUGAGGAGGUGGUGAGGAGGGGCGAGGUUAGGGGGUUGAGUGUCCUUGGGGAGUUGGAUGAUGUUUGUAGUGUUGGGGAUUUGGAGAAGGUUGGGAUGCGGAAUGUAGUUGUAGUGAAGGGCGUGGGACAUGCGGUGGUCAGGGAGAGGGUGGAGGAGGUUGCUGGGUUGAUUGAAGAGUUUUGGAAGAUGUUGUGCGUGAUGUGA